Messenger RNA from Talaromyces proteolyticus, 1731 nucleotides. Its product is annotated as putative AMP-binding domain protein. The transcript has 5 exons. The record is from RefSeq and is a predicted model, not a curated record. Bases 1 to 1731 code for a protein of 576 amino acids. NCBI's taxonomy places the organism in Eukaryota, Fungi, Ascomycota, Eurotiomycetes, Eurotiales, Trichocomaceae.
AUGUCCACACCGAAAAACCGCCUCUCUGGCCUUCUUGGUCACUUUCUGCCUUCACAUGCCAGUAAUGAUGUAGGCACCGUGAACCACCACACAUUGUCACCAACGUUCUUCCUUCCGCGGGCAGCUGCAAUCGAGCCAGAUGCUGAAGCUAUAUACCAUGUAACUGCCAACAACAAAGUCCUGCGAAGAAGUUACAUCGAAGCAGCAGAUCGCGCACGAGGUCUUGCGUACUAUCUCAAGAAACAUGGAUACAAGCGCGUCGGCAUUUUGGCGCCAAACACACCUGCGUUCCUAGAAUCUAUAUUUGGCAUUGCGGCUGCUGGAGCCACGAAUGUUGCGGUAAAUUAUCGAUUGAAACACGAAGAUGUUGGCUAUAUAUUUGAACACUCGGAAGUCGAACUCGUUAUCGUUGACGAGGAAUUCGUCUCCCUGCUUGAUUCAUUCAAACAAAAUCACCCGAAUAUCCCGUUAUUGAUUGACACGGAUACGGAUGCAACAGAAGGUGAAUUGAGCGGUCCAUUUGACGACGCCGUUAUGGAAGGAUUGCAGUAUGAUGUCGCUUCGGGAAAUCAAGGUUGGAGUGGGUUGGAAGCCCAAGCUCCUGAUGAGAACUCGACAAUGGCUCUCGCAUAUACAAGUGGUACUACUGCCCGGCCCAAGGGAGUAGAGUACACGCAUCGAGGAGCAUAUCUGGCUGCGCUCGGUAAUGUAAUAGAAUCCGGGCUUAAUUACCACAAAGGUCGCUGUGGGUAUCUAUGGACAUUGCCGAUGUUCCAUGCCAUGGGAUGGACUUUCCCGUGGGCUAUCACAGCAGUCAGAGGAACGCAUUAUUGCCUUAGGAAAAUCGACUACCCAUACAUUUGGCAUCUUCUCAAGAACGAGAAUGUGACACACUUUAAUGCUGCUCCCACGGUAAAUACUCUUUUGUGUGCCGCUCGAGAGGCUGAGAAACUUCCGAACCCAGUGCGGGUUACCGUCGCUGCUAGCCCCCCAUCAGCACAUUUGUUUGAACAGAUGACAAAUCUCAAUCUUCAUCCGGUACACGUCUAUGGAAUGACCGAGACGUACGGCCCUAUAACUAAAGGCUACCACAUGCCAGUGUGGGACACUCUUCCAAUCAAGGAAAAAUACCAAAAGAUGGCCCGGCAAGGUCAUGGAUUCGUAACAAGUCUUCCCGCGCGAGUGAUCCAGACAGAAGUCCCUGAGGGAACCAUUGUCGACGUGCAGCGUAAUGGGCUUGAGCUUGGCGAGAUCGUUUUUGCGGGUAACAUCUGCGCCAAAGGCUACUACAAGGAUCCUGCAGCUACGCAAAAGUUGUUUGCGGGAGGGGUUCUACACUCGGGAGAUCUAGCGGUUUGGCAUCCAGAUGGAGCUAUUCAAAUAUUGGAUCGAGCCAAGGAUAUCAUCAUCAGCGGUGGUGAGAAUAUAUCUUCAGUAGCCCUGGAGUCGAUGCUGGUCACACACCCCGAUGUUCUUGAAGCUGGCGUCGUCUCCGUGCCCGACACUCACUGGGGCGAGCGACCGAAAGCGUUUAUCACGGUGCAAGCCGGGAAACAAGUUGAGGGCAAGGCUAUCAUCGAAUGGGCUAAGAAUGUCAGUGGAAUCAGCAAAUUCAUGGUCCCUCGUGAGGUUGAGGUUGUUCCUGAGCUUCCUAAGACUAGCACCGGCAAAGUCAAGAAGAAUGUCCUGCGAGAGUGGGCCAAGGGAGCUGAUCGAAAAACGGUGCAAUGA